GCCACUAUCAAUCGAUCAGAGAGUGGAAGAUGGCGGUGAAUCGAGUCUGUAGAACUGGAUCGAUCGCCGAAAAACUCGAUUGAACGCAUUCAGCCUGGAGACUUUUGGAAAAUACUUUGAAAGAGAACACAACAAGCUAUUGAAGCAGAAAAGGUAACGUUUCGUAAGAGUUUCCAGCUCAUUAAAGCCGAAGCAGGUUUGCCGGACCCGAUCUACUGGUACCACAUGUCAUCUCCAAGAUGGACUUUCCCUGGCACAGCUCGAAGGUUCUGGAACAACUUAACCACCAGCGUCAGUUGGGUCUGUUGUGUGACUGUACCUUUGUGGUAGAUGGAGUGGACUUUAAAGCCCACAAGGCUGUUCUCGCCGCCUGCAGCGCCUACUUUCGUACGCUGUUCCUGGACCAGAAAGACGUGGUGCAUUUGGAUAUCAGUAAUGCUGCAGGUUUGGGCCAAGUCCUGGAGUUCAUGUACACAGCCAAACUGAGUCUAAGCCCCCAGAAUGUGGAAGACGUGUUUGCGGUUGCCAGUUUUCUCCAGAUGCAGGAGAUUGUCAACGCCUGCUCUGCUUACCAGUCAGUCGCCUCCUCAACAUCAGCCACACCACUAGACUGCACCCACAGACCAGAGGAAACAGAUCCGAAAUCCAAAGAACCACCUCCAGAGAUGGGUCCCCUUGACGACGAGACCCCAAGCACCUCUUUGGAGCAGGAAGGGUCAGACGUCAUUGAGGAGGAUCCCAAAGAGACGGCCGCAAAUGUCCAAGAAACAGUCAGUAAGACCGCAGACAAACCAGCCCCAGGCAGAGGAAGACCCCCUAAGAACGCCUCGCACACGACACAGAAGAAAACGUCGGUUGAGAAAGUGGACCUGGAGGAUGAGAGUGUAGCCAAAGACACGCCCUUUCAGGACGACCCCUCGGAUGCAGACUACACCCCCAAGUCCCCGUUCAAGUCUUCAGCAGGCAGAUCGUACAUGAGCAUGAGGAGGCGGAGAACCAGGAGAGCCCCGAGACGGAACUACCCCCCAGAUGACUCGGACGAAGGUAGCGUGCCGAAGUCUGCCAACGAGGAGAAGAGAGAGAAGGAUCAGGAGGAGGUGGAAGGAGGGGAGGAGGAGAGGGAGGCUGGAGGAGAGGAGGAAGAAGAAGAAGGAGAGGAGGAGGAGGACAGCCAGAUGGAGGAAGACGACACAGAGAGUGGAAGAGAGGGGAGGCAGACGCGCUCCGGGGCAAUCAACGACCGAACAGAGUCUCGGUCCUACGGCUCAGUGACCCACAAGUGUGAGGACUGUGGGAAGAAGUUCACACACACCGGGAACUUCAAGAGACACAUCCGUAUCCACACAGGAGAGAAGCCCUUCAGCUGCAGGGACUGCCACAAGGCUUUCUCUGACCCGGCAGCCUGCAAGGCCCACGAGAAGACACACAGCCCUCUGAAACCGUACUGCUGUUCCACGUGUGGGAAAAGCUACCGCCAGAUCAGCCUGCUCAACCUGCACAGGAAGCGCCACACCGGGGAGGCCCGCUACAGCUGCGAGGACUGCGGCAAGCUCUUCACAACGUCCGGUAACCUCAAACGCCACCAGCUGGUGCACAGUGGCGAGAAGCCGUACCAGUGCGACUACUGCGACAGAGCCUUCUCCGACCCCACGGCCAAGAUGCGACACCUGGAGACGCACGAUGCAGACAAAGGGCACAAGUGUCCUCACUGUGAAAAGCGCUUCAACCAGAUGGGGAAUCUAAAGGCUCACUUGAAGAUCCAUAUCACAGACGGUCCACUGAAAUGCAAAGAAUGUGGUAAACAGUUCACCACUUCAGGGAACCUGAAGAGACACCUGCGUGUGCAUAGCGGGGAGAAGCCUUACAUAUGCAUGCACUGUCAGAGGGCUUUCGCUGACCCAGGGGCACUGCAGAGGCACGAACGCAUACACACAGGAGAGAAGCCCUGCCUGUGUCUGAUUUGUGGGAAGGGUUUCACCCAGGCCAGCUCCCUGAUCGCCCACGUCCGCCAGCACACUGGAGAGAAGCCAUACGUCUGUGAUCGCUGUGGCAAAAGGUUUGUCCAGUCCAGUCAGCUGGCCAAUCACAUCCGCCACCAUGAUAACAUCCGACCACACAAGUGUCACAUGUGCAACAAGGCUUUUGUCAACGUUGGUGAUCUCUCCAAGCAUAUCAUCAUUCACACAGGAGAGAAACCCUUCCUGUGUGACAAGUGUGGUCGUGGUUUCAACCGCGUUGACAACCUGCGCUCCCACGUGAAGACCGUCCACCAGGGCAAGGCCGGAAUGAAGCGCCUGGUGGUUGCCGGGGGAGACAGUGACGAUGGGGGCGACAGCUACCCAGGCAUGUCUACCUCUGACAGCGAGAUCAACAUCGUCACCGUCACAACCGAGGACAUCGUCACCCUGGCGACGGAGGCACUCGCCGUUAGUGCUGUGGCCCAGCUGACAGUGGUACCAAUGGCUGCAGAUGUUUCGGCGGACGACACAGAGGCACUGAAGGCAGAAAUCACCAAAGCUGUUGAGAAGGUGCAAGAGGCGGACCCCAACACCCAGAUCCUGUAUGCCUGUGACUCGUGUGGUGACAAGUUUCUGGAUGCCAGCUCAUUAGCCCAGCAUGUACGCAUCCACACAGCACAGGCCCUGGUCAUGUUCCAGGCUGACUCUGACUUCUACCAGUACACCACCACCGCCACCACUGAGGGGGAUACGACCACAACCUGGCAACCCACCACCGAGCAAGUCAUCCAGGGGGGGGAGCUCAUCUUCCGCACCCAGGAUGCAGAGGGAGAGGGAGAGGGAGAGGGGAAAGAAAGCGAGGGUGUGGAAGAAACACAGGAGGAGGGAGAAGAGGGAGGUGGGGAGGGAGAAGAGGUGGCCCAAGCUGACACCUUGUCAGAGGUGAAGAAUGAGACCAUUGACAGUGGAGAAGGAGAAGAGAUGGAUUGUCAGGAUUAGGUUAGCAGAGGAGUAAAAAUUUGACGUGGGAAAGAAUUAGAAGUAGUCCGCCGUAGUUACUAAUAGAAGUACAGGGGAUCUAUGAUAAGGGCUCAGAGUUUUUGUGGUCAGGUCACUUGGUCAACCAAAAACUCCAGCCCCCUGCCAAACACACAAAGACAAAUUUGGGCAUAUUAAUGAGAUCACCUUUCAUUUAUAAAGGAAAAAAAAAGUAUUGAUGCUGACAGUUUUGCUCUUUUAUUCUAGAAUCUAGAAAUGUCAGCAGUAGCCUGUAAACAUGCAAAGGUAGAUUUGCACAGUAUGCAAGAUGUAUAAAUGGAAGUAAUGAACUGGGUUAUCCUCAUUAUGUCGACAAUCUUUAGGCUUGGUAUUCAUGGACAACCUGUAGAUUUUACACGUCUGUGAGCUUUCCUUAGUAAAACCACAGAUACGUUAGUUUGUGUGUUAGAUAAACAAAUUGCCCUACUGAGAUGCAGUGUGCAUUAUUUUCCACUUACAGUAUUUUGGUAUACUUAGUUAAAAUAUUUUCAUUAAAAGCACAGUGUACAGAUACAAUACUGAUGUGUGGGCUCAGUGAGUUGGGCGCUGGCUCUCAGUGAUACGUCCACGGGAAACAUUUUUAAAUGCUGUGCAUGUUGAUGUUUGUCAUCCUCUGUUAAAAUAUGGGAGUGUUGUUUUCGUUUGUCGAUGUGAAGGGGAACGAGGAAAAGUAUGAAUCGCAGAUUUACUGUUAACGUCAUAAGCAUGGAGAGGUUUCAGUUAAAUGGUCUGGAAAGGACAGGGUACUUUAGGGUACACUAACAAAUACAGGGUCCGUCCUGUAUGCUUCCGUUUAUGCAGGUAUGUUUCCGUCAGUCAACUAAUUUUAAAAGAUAACAUUUAGUAGGUCCUGUGUUGAAAAUAAAAUAUUUAUGAUCGAACAAAAAUGUUUCAUCUAACACGGAGAUCAAUAAAGAUUAAAUAACAAUGAAUUGAGAGUACAUUGUGUAAUUUAUUAAAUCAGUUUAAUCUC
Molecule: messenger RNA, 3969 nt
Organism: Osmerus eperlanus (European smelt)
Lineage: Eukaryota; Metazoa; Chordata; Actinopteri; Osmeriformes; Osmeridae
Gene: zbtb17
Product: zinc finger and BTB domain containing 17
Exons: 15
Coding region: 240-2957 (905 amino acids)
Biological process (GO): regulation of transcription by RNA polymerase II
Cellular component (GO): nucleus
Molecular function (GO): protein binding; DNA-binding transcription factor activity, RNA polymerase II-specific
Source: RefSeq, a predicted model, not a curated record